Molecule: messenger RNA, 675 nt
Organism: Eutrema salsugineum
Lineage: Eukaryota; Viridiplantae; Streptophyta; Magnoliopsida; Brassicales; Brassicaceae
Exons: 3
Coding region: 1-675 (224 amino acids)
Source: RefSeq, a predicted model, not a curated record
AUGCAUUUGAAGGGAAUGCAGCUCCUUGAUACCAUCGAUAAGUCGAAAACGAUUUCAGAAGAGAAAAAGGCAAAGGCCUUGAUAUUUUUAUUCCACCACAUCUAUGAUGGUUUAAAAGAUGAAUAUAUCACGAAAGAAGAUCCCACAGAUCUUUGGCAAUCACUCCAAAAUAGGUUUGAUCACCAGACGUAUGUGAUCUUACCAAAGGCUAGGCAUGAGUGGUUAAACCUCUGUUUCAAGAUUACAAGAGCGUUGCAACAAUACCGGGCAAAAGGAUACAAGAAGUAUUCUGAGUUAAUGCAAGUUCUCCUGGUAGCAGAACAAAAUAAUGAACUUGUGAUGUUAAACCAUCAAUCUCGUCCAACUGGAUCAGCUCCACUCCCAGAAGUGAAUGUUGCAUCGUCCAAUGCUAAUAAUUGGCAACAAGGACAAGGACUCGGCCAUGGUAACAAUCGAGGUCAUGGACGAGGAUAUGGACGUGGACGUGGACGUGGAUGUAGCAAAAGGCUCCGCUCUAAUUACUUCACCAAUGGAAGGAAUAAUAAAAGAAAUGAAGAUGGCCAAGAAAUGAAUAAGCAGUAUGAUAAUACUACUUGUUAUAGAUGCGACAUAAAAGGACAUUGGUCCCAUUUCAUAGUUGAUCCUGAAGAUAUCAACGGAAAGCAAAACAACUAA